This is a messenger RNA of Insectozyma verbasci, 750 nucleotides long. NCBI's taxonomy places the organism in Eukaryota, Fungi, Ascomycota, Pichiomycetes, Serinales, Debaryomycetaceae. The record is from the annotation of a GenBank genome assembly.
AUGAGAUUUUCAUUUGCUUUAUUAUCAUUAGCUGCUACUUCAUUAGUCUCUGCUGGUUAUUUCAAACCUACUCCUAUUGAUGAAGAUUGUUAUGAAACUGGUUUAACUUCAGUUGAUUUUGAAUUUGCUUUAGGUGUUAAAGAUUGUGAUUAUGAUUAUGAUUAUGAUAAAAGAGUUUAUGAUUUAGUUUUUGAAAUUGGUGAUGGUCAAUUAGAACAUGAUGGAUGUCACUUAAUCACUUGUGAAUCUUGUUAUCCAACUAGUACUUAUUGUCCAACUACUACUUAUUGUCCUGAUCCGGUCACUGAAGAUUGUGAAACAACUACCACUUAUUGUCCAGAUGAUUGUGAUGAUAAACAUAAACAUAAAUGGAAAAGAGGUGAAUAUUAUUCAAAAAAGGAUAAAUAUUGUGAAGUUUGUAAACCUUUCAAAGAUGUUACAUUUUUCACCUUAUGUGAUACUGUUUUUCAAGAUGAAUGUGAUGGAAUUGGUUCAAUUGUUGCUAAUCAUCAGUUCCAAGUCGAUAAACCUGUCCAAGUCGAUGCUAUAUAUACUAAAGGUUUUACCAUUGUUGAAAAAGAUGAUGAAUAUUUAUUAGCCUUAAAAGGUAAAACUAAAUUCUGGCAUUGUAAAGUUGAUGAUUGUGGUUUAUACAAAUUAUAUGAUAAAAAAAUAGCUCCACAAUGUUCCGAAAUUGAAUUAGUUAUCAUUAAAGCUAAAAAAUGUGAUGAAGAUUGUGAUGAUUAUUAG